Molecule: messenger RNA, 3354 nt
Organism: Calliphora vicina (urban bluebottle blowfly)
Lineage: Eukaryota; Metazoa; Arthropoda; Insecta; Diptera; Calliphoridae
Product: glycerophosphocholine phosphodiesterase GPCPD1
Exons: 4
Coding region: 862-2955 (697 amino acids)
Biological process (GO): glycerophospholipid catabolic process
Molecular function (GO): starch binding; glycerophosphocholine phosphodiesterase activity
Source: RefSeq, a predicted model, not a curated record
UUAUUGAUAAAGACGUUUAUUUGUGUAUCAAGCUAGAAAAAAAGCCAUUUUAAUUGAGGAAAAAGCAGCAGAAAGUGAAUUUUACAAACGUGCCGUUUAAUUGUUUUCAAUACGCUGCACGGAAUAUAAAGAAAAAAAACUUAAAAGUUUAUCGCACACACGCAAAAUAAACAAUGGGAACAAAAAUGAUUAACCUUCAAAAAUUAUAGCCCCAUUUUGUUAAAGCAACUACAAAUUUGUACUUUGGGCAUUCUGUUACCGCAACUAAAGGAGCCACAAAACAAGAUUAAUUAAAUAUUAAAUCUAAAGCAAUAACAAACUAAAACUACAACUUAAGUAACAAUAUAAUUUUUCCAUUGACCUCUUGCAUACAACAAUAAUUUGUUCGAGAUAAAGGCAAAAUAUAAAAAGUUUUUAGUUCUUUGUUGCUGUACAGCUGGAGAAGUGAAAAAACCUCAUAAAUUACAAGAAAAACCUACCCCGAAGAAUUGAUUUUACUUUCUUUUCCCCUACAUUUCAUCAAAUUUGAAUUCAUUGUACACUGACUGGGUGUUGCUGGGUCCAAAAAGAAAAUUACAAAGUAAAGCCAUAGAUAGAUCAACGUGAUUAAAUUUUAUUUGAUUUUCCAAACAAUUUCCUAAAUUCUAAGGUAAGGUGGUAAACAAUAAUGAAACGUGUCAGUAAUUCUUCCCAUCUCAUUUUGAGUUGAAUUUUGAAUAGAAAGUAACAAACCAGUUAUAACAGCCAGCAAAUUAUACUAAUUACACGCUUCUCACUUUCUUCGAUCUCUCAUCUAUUUAGGUUGAAUUUGUCCCUUUUUGUUUUGUUUUUCUAACUGUACUUAUUUUAGCGACAAUCAAGAUGCAGCGUUGGUCAUAUCCUAAUGAUGAAUCGGCAGAGGCAUGUGAUGUCAUGUUGGCUCCUCCUUCGAAUGCACGUACCUCCAGCACUUCGUGCUCGUUUCCGGAACGAGUAUGGAAUUUCAAGGUUCUUAUGAAUCAGGAUCUGAUGACUCAUGAAAAAUUGGCGUUGGUGGGCAAUUGUGAAUCUUUGGGCAACUGGCAGCUGAGUGGCUGUGUCCUCAUGACCAAGGAUGAGGAUUCAAAUGUAUGGAGUGUGCAGGUAGCAAUACCACGAGAUCGCACAACGGAAUAUCGGUAUUUGGUCUGUGCUAUCGAACCCACCACCGAGAAACCUUUGGUUCGACGCUGGGAAACCCAUCUUGAAGCUAGACAAAUACCAGAGUUGGCCGAAGAAUGCGAUACAGCCAGUGCAGAUGUCUUUGGAGUGGUGGAUGGCUGCGAGAGAGUGGAUCGUGGUUGGUUGACUUCUGAAACAAUAGUUCAGUUGAAAUUCUUUAAUGCUCCUUUUUCCUGGAAACAACGCAUGAAACGUCGUUUGAUGCAUGUCAAGGUGACACCCAUGAAUUUGCGCAUACCUAGUGGCGGAGACAACCUGCAGGCGGGUUCGAACUGUACCAUAUCGCCACUGGAAGAUUCCUUGUCUAAUGAUACCCACGACACCCGAGAAAACGGAGGUGAUGGCGGAACUGCAUUUGCCUUUUCCGAAGUGACUGCUUUAAAGCCCGAAGAUAGUGUUAUCAGGCCUCAACCCCAGUUUGGCACUGCUUGUGGCCCCGACGAACUAGUCAUAUUUCAUUUGACCAUAAGUGACUUUGAGAACACAGCUUAUCUGAUCGAUUUAUAUACAUAUUCUUCAAGAGCGGAUCCCGAUGAGCCACCCCAUCAUUUGGGUUAUCAUUAUGUUUUGCCAAAUUUAUUUAAAAUGUCGGAAGGUCGCUUGGAAGUGCCUAUAACCUGUGCUUCACGUCACCGCCCCUUGGGUAUGAUGCAAAUGGGUUAUUUGAUUGUCAAACCAGUACCCUCUCUUAGCAUGGACAUGUCCAUCACUUAUUCGCGCUACUGGAAUCAUAAAUGGAAGGGUUUAGAUGUGGGACAUCGUGGUUCGGGCACCUCUUUCAAAGCCAAUGAUACCUUAAUUAGAGAAAACACUAUAACAUCUUUGAAAAAUGCCGCCGAACAUGGCGCCGAUAUGGUGGAGUUUGAUGUACAACUAAGCAAGGAUUUAGUACCGGUAGUCUAUCACGAUUUCAUGAUUUAUGUUUCUCUAAAGUCGAAAAAUACCAUGCAAGAACAUGAUUUCUUGGCCUUGCCCAUGCGUGAGUUGACACUGGAGCAAUUGAAGAAUCUUCAUGUCUUUCACACGGCCGAGGGCCAAUCGCGAGCACAGCGCUCUUUUCACAAUGAUGAUUUGCAGGAGCAUCAACCAUUUCCCCAGUUGGCCGAUGUACUUGAUGCCAUUGAUACUCAUGUGGGCUUUAAUAUUGAAGUUAAAUGGUCGCAACGUUAUCAGGACGGCACCAUGGAGGAGGAGUUUGAACAUGUUGUAGAUCGUAAUUUAUACGUCGAUUGCAUUCUAGAUGUGGUUUUUCGCAAGGCCGGCAAUAGGCGCAUCGUUUUCAGUUGUUUCGAUUCAGAUAUUUGUACAAUGUUGCGUUUUAAGCAAAAUCGUUAUCCGGUCAUGUUCCUGACUUUGGGUCAAACGGAAAAAUAUAAAAAAUAUUUGGAUCCUCGAGGAAAUAAUAUUGAAACGGCGGUAUUCAAUUCAUUGGCCAUGGAACUGUUGGGCAUAGUAGCUCACACUGAAGAUUUACUAAGAGAUCCAUCACAAGUAAAUUUAGCUAAAAGUCGUGGUUUAGUUGUGUUUUGUUGGGGUGAUGACAACAAUUGUAAAGACACUAUAAAAAUGUUAAAAGAUCUGGGUCUACAUGCCAUUAUAUACGAUAAAAUGGAUGUAUUGAUACCUAAAGAAGUGAAGCAAAGUGUCUUUUUACUACAAGCCAAUGGUGGUCAGCGUGAUUUAUUAAAAUUACAAGCAUUAGAGAUGGGAAAAAUGUGGCAUUCACCAUCCACCUCAUCCUCGAAUACAACAUAAAUACUGUUAUUUAAUACUUAUAUUCCAUAUAAAACAAAGAAAUUCAAUAACAACAAUUAUAGCAUUAAUUUUCCUAAAUUUUUUUAAUAGCCUGAUUUUAUUGUAAGCUUUUUUUAGAACCAUUUAUUCAUGUUUUUUUAUUUGCAAAUUUCUUUCAUUUGUUUAUUUCUUUUUUAAUACAAUAUAUUAAUAAUAGUUUGUCUAAUUUAUAUACGUAAAUCUUAAAAGAAGGGAAAUAUAUUUAAUACUCUUACAAAAAAGCAAAAAUAUGAACAACUUAUAUGUAUGUAAAAUAAGAAAUUUACUGAUUGCCUUUAUUUCAAAAAACAAAAAAAAAAAUACAUAAAGAUUUAUCUAAUAUUUUAUACAUAUUAAUAAAUUUAUUUAAUACAAUCAAAA